This is a messenger RNA of Arabidopsis arenosa, 835 nucleotides long. NCBI's taxonomy places the organism in Eukaryota, Viridiplantae, Streptophyta, Magnoliopsida, Brassicales, Brassicaceae. The record is from the annotation of a GenBank genome assembly.
UCUUCUUCUUCCAUUUUACUCUCAUCGACCUCAAAAAUCACAACAAUGGCGAACAUCUCGAGCGCUUCUUGUUUCAGAGCCAUCUUUCUCGGAGCUCUCAUCAUCCUCUGUCUUCCCCAUCCCUCCACCGGCGUUCCUUUGGAAGAGUUAGAAAGAGCCAUCGCCGUCCUCCGCGUCAGAGGCCGUGCUCUCUUCGCCAACGCCAUCAUCACCUCCGAUCUCCUCUUCGAUCUACUCUCCGACGAGUCUCUCACUCUCUUCGCCCCCACCGAUUCCAUGCUCUUCGCUCUCGACAUGACUCAUUCUCUUCCCUUCUACGUUUCUACUCUCCGCCUCCACUCCGUACCUCUCCGCCUCUCACUCUCCGAUCUCCGAUCUCUCCCCAACGCCUCCUCUAUCCCGACGCUUCUCCCAUCUCAUCGCCUCCUUCUCACUAAGCUUUCUUCCUCCAACGACUCCAUUUUUCUCGACGGUGUUCAACUUCUCCUCCCUGGUUUGUUCGAUGGUCAACAUAUUGCCGUACACGGUCUCGCCGAUCUUCUUCCCCUCACCGCCCCUUCGUCUCCCAAUCGUCUCGUGGAAGAUUCGGCGGCACUUGCAGAGUCACCGUGGUUUUUAGGUUCAAGAUUUUCACCGGCACCAGAGCCUUACUUCGCCUUUAUGGGUCCUUCGCCAGCAGAGUCGCCGAGUGUUGAGGAAGUUUCACCAUCGCCGUCGUGGGGAGAAGAUUUCAUCGUAGACGAUGAAGGAGGUCCGUUAGAUGGGAGGAAUAACGGCUUUUGAUGUACACGUGUCGUAAUCUCUGUAAAACCUAACACGUGUCCUUGUUAAGUCA